UGUGCUAACAUGAACGAUCGUGUUUUAGCCGACAUGAAUAAGGCUGGAGUAGAUGUCAAAAGAACAUUGUGUGAUACCAAGACUGACGGCGGAGGAUGGAUUAUUAUACAGAGACGUAUCAAAGGUGAUGUGAACUUUACAAGAACAUGGAACGAUUAUAAAAACGGAUUUGGUUCAACAUCUGGAGACUUUUGGAUCGGAAACGACGUCAUUUCUCAAUUGACAGAUUCGGGUUAUAAUGAACUCAGAUUUGACAUGAAGUAUGAAGGUAAAGACUACUACGCUGUGUACAGAGGUUUUAAGGUAGAAAAUGAAGCAGCAAAGUAUAAGAUGAGCCUCACGUCAUUUAGUGGUGGGAAUGUUCAUGACUGGUUUAGAGAUCACAAAGGCAAGAAGUUUACAACCAUUGACUCUGAUAACGAUGAGUGGUCAGAUGGAAACUGUGCUGUAGACAGGAGAGGUGGAACAUAA
Molecule: messenger RNA, 471 nt
Organism: Physella acuta
Lineage: Eukaryota; Metazoa; Mollusca; Gastropoda; Physidae
Product: ficolin-2-like
Source: RefSeq, a predicted model, not a curated record